AUGGCCUUGCGCAAUCGUGCACGCCGCCAACACCAGGACUGGUUCGACGACAACGAAGCUGCAUUCAGCAAUUUGCUCGCCGAGAAGAAACGCCUACAUAAGGCAUACGUAGAUCACACCACUGACGACAACAAAGCUGCUUUCUACCGCAGUCGUCGUCACCUGAAGCAACGACUGCGCGAGAUGCAGGACGCCUUGACUGCUAGCAAAGCUGAGGAGAUCCUAGAGUACGCGGACCGCAACGAAUGGAAGAACUUCUUCUCCGCGAUCAAAGCUGUCUACGGUCCGCCGAUGAAGGACACUGCUCCUCUCCUCAGCUCCGACAAUAUUAUCCUCCUGACUGAGAAGACAGAAAUUCUACAGCGAUGGGCCGAACAUUUCCGAGGCGUCCUCAACCGCCCCUCCACCAUCUCCGACGCCGCCAUAGACCGUUUACCACAAGUGGAGACCAACAUGGACCUCGACCUUCCGCCAUCUCUCCAGGAAACCAUCAUGGCCGUGCGGCAGCUCUCCAACGGGAAAGCACCCGGAUCGGACGCAAUCCCUGCUGAGGUCUACCAGAACGGAGGUCCCCAACUCAUGGAUCACCUGACUGCGCUCUUCCAGGAGAUGUUGAGUCAAGGCGAAGUCCCACAAGACUUCAAUUACGCAACCCUCCCGCAUCUCUAA
Molecule: messenger RNA, 669 nt
Organism: Spirometra erinaceieuropaei
Lineage: Eukaryota; Metazoa; Platyhelminthes; Cestoda; Diphyllobothriidea; Diphyllobothriidae
Source: the annotation of a GenBank genome assembly